This is a messenger RNA of Fusarium verticillioides 7600, 1362 nucleotides long. RefSeq names its product proteasome component PUP1. Lineage: Eukaryota; Fungi; Ascomycota; Sordariomycetes; Hypocreales; Nectriaceae. The record is from RefSeq and is a predicted model, not a curated record. The coding region runs from base 255 to 1067 and encodes 270 amino acids. Gene Ontology annotation, cellular component: proteasome core complex. Gene Ontology annotation, molecular function: threonine-type endopeptidase activity. The transcript is spliced from 2 exons.
AGCGCGCCGCUGUAUGCUGCUGUACCUUAGGUGCUCAGUGAAGCUCAACUGUUGGAGGCAGCUUUUAGCCUCGUCAUCAGCUCUGCCUUGUUAACCUCAACUCGUCUAGCAAUUGUCAAAGACUAGCAACAUCCCCCAUCGCAAAAGAUACCCCGAGCGAUCUUACCAUUUUUCAAGAUACCGCAUUAUCCUACGGACACUCGAGCAAAUCAACUAUCUUGAUAUUUCAACCGGGGCAUCACGGGUCGCUCAAUAUGCCAGGCUUCGACUUCUCAAACUACAACCGCAAUGCGGCUCUCCACGCCCGCGGAGUCCCUCUUCCCAAGGCCACCAGCACUGGAACGACUAUUGUUGGAUGCAUAUUUGAUGGUGGUGUUGUGAUUGCUGCCGAUACUCGAGCCACAUCCGGUCCCAUUGUCGCCGACAAGAACUGCGAGAAGCUUCAUUACAUCUCGCCUCAGAUCUGGUGCGCUGGUGCCGGUACCGCCGCUGACACAGAGUUCACCACCGCCCUCAUCUCUUCUCAACUCGAGCUGCACUCCCUAUCCACAGGUCGCAAGCCCCGCGUUGUCACCUGCAUGACCCUCCUGAAGCAGCACCUCUUCCGCUACCAGGGCCACAUCGGUGCCUACCUGGUUGUUGCUGGCGUCGACCCUACUGGCACCCACCUCUUCACUGUCCACGCUCACGGCAGCACAGAUAAGCUUCCCUACGUUACCAUGGGCAGUGGUAGCUUGGCAGCUAUGAGUGUGUUUGAGACGCAGUGGAAGCUCGAUCUUAACCAGGAGGAAGCCGUGAAGCUGGCGAGCGACGCCAUUCUUGCUGGUGUCUGGAACGAUCUGGGCUCGGGCUCAAACGUAGACGUGGCGAUCAUCACCAAGGACAAGACAACACUCAAGAGAAACUACAUCAAGCCCAACGAGAAGGAUCCCAAGCUUCAGAGUUACCGUUUCCCCAAGGGCACGACGGCGGUGCUGAACGAAAAGAUCAUCAAGAGGGACGAGAUCAAGCGAUAUAUUAGCGUGGAAGACGUACCCGUGGAGGAGAAGAUGGACGUUGACAGCUAAAUAGAGAUCCCAUCAGAACUUUAGAUGAGGUAGGCCGCGGCAUGUAACAACACGCAAUCCCAGUAUACUGCAUACGGGAUCACUGAACAGGCCUUUAUCUGUGGCAGGCGGAGUUGUGACUGAUGAUGCCAGUACAGCUCAAUACAAUAUUUCGAAUGCAAUUAAUUUUCAAAAAGGAAAAGGCAAGUUUUUGUCUAACUUGAGUGCCUCUGCUGCUUUUCCCUAGCUCUUGGAUAUGGGAUGCAGUGUCCAAGACGUGUCCAAGAAUGUGUUGAAUAGAAUAGACAACCACCGU